AUGGAAAGUGAAUGGCCAAUUAAAGGACAGCAAGUCAUAGAAAGUGGUCUAGAAGAGUUCAAGGUCCUUCUAAGUAACUCAGGCUGGUCUACUGUAGAAGACAAACAAGGGGUUUUAACAACCUCUCAGACCUAUGAACGAACUUUUUACACAAAAUCAAUCGCCGAUGUCAAUGCAUUCCCAGACACAAUUAUCAAUUUUUUCAGCGACCCUGCCAAUAUAAAGCUCUGGAAUCCCAAAGUUUAUAAUCAGCAGGUCUUAUUAGAGUCUGGCAACCUCAAGCUUAUUAAAUUCCAAAUAAAACAUAAAUGGCCUAUAGAAGAUCGGGAAUUUUUAUAUGUCAGCAAAACUUUUACUAUGCCAGAAGGGCCUGUUUAUUUAAUUGAAAAAAGUAUUGAUUUGCCGUCAAUUCCAGUAGCUAAAAAGCAUAUACGAGGAUUUUAUCAUUGUGGGUAUUUAUUUGAGCCAAAAGACGAAGAAAUGACAAGGGUAACGUUGAUUUCUGGAAUAAAUCCUAUGGGAAGUGUCCCGUCUGCAAUAAAGAAUAAAAUAGCUAAGAAAUGGGUGGAUCGGCUGAAAAUUGCAAAAGAAAAAUUUGAUAAAAAGGAAUAA
Molecule: messenger RNA, 612 nt
Organism: Blepharisma stoltei
Lineage: Eukaryota; Ciliophora; Heterotrichea; Heterotrichida; Blepharismidae
Source: the annotation of a GenBank genome assembly